Sphaeramia orbicularis (orbiculate cardinalfish) is the source of this 655-nucleotide messenger RNA. RefSeq names its product myelin basic protein-like. Gene Ontology annotation, molecular function: structural constituent of myelin sheath. Lineage: Eukaryota; Metazoa; Chordata; Actinopteri; Kurtiformes; Apogonidae. The record is from RefSeq and is a predicted model, not a curated record. The transcript has 5 exons. The coding region runs from base 1 to 624 and encodes 207 amino acids.
AUGGCGGCGCUGAGGUCAUGUGACUGCGCUGAUCUCAGCUCAGAUUGUGCAACGUUUCAGAGUGAAACUGACUGCGAGGCGUUGGAGUCGACGGAGCAGAGUUCAGCUGAUUUUAGUCCCGUUUCUGUUCUUACUGUGGAUCGACAGUUGGCUCAGUCGCAUAUGAUGCACUCCAGCUCAGAUAUGUUGUCUGUUAGCAGUAUGGGCCAACAUCUAGGAAAGAAGGAGUUCUCCACAGACAGUAAGGUGUCGUCACCUGAACCCACAGCGGCGCUGACGACGGCAGAGACGGCGGAUCCAGAACCCCAGGACGAAGUGUUCGGCCUGGCUGAGGCAGAUGCCAACCAGAACAAUGGCUGCAUCUCGGAGAAGCCGGCGGUGACUGACUCCACGGGCGCUGAGGGCCCCCGCCAACCCUGGACCCCCGCCAGUACAGCUGACCCCGCUGACGCCGCUACGCCACGCCCCCACCUGGCCCGCCUCUUCUCCCGAGAUGCCCCGGGCCGAGAGGACAACACCUUCAAAGAGCGACCCUCGGAAUCGGACGAGCUGCAGACCAUCCAGGAGCACAGCGGAGCGGCGUCAGAGUGCGGCUCCGACUCCCCCGAACAGGACCUAGACUAGGAUCGCUUACAACCCCCCCCUUCGCCUCGUU